Molecule: messenger RNA, 2267 nt
Organism: Cladophialophora immunda
Lineage: Eukaryota; Fungi; Ascomycota; Eurotiomycetes; Chaetothyriales; Herpotrichiellaceae
Exons: 1
Coding region: 310-1497 (395 amino acids)
Source: RefSeq, a predicted model, not a curated record
UCAACUGCAUCAACUGCAUCAACCACCACCACUGCUCCAACCAUUCCUCACCCGUCGAAUCUAUGCGCACAUAUAGCACAGUACAGAACUCCAAACAAGACCCUUCCUCCCAUUCUCCCCUAAGAGCGACGCCUGCCUGAAGAGCCUACGCGUAAAACAUUGACGCGAUCCCCUGCCCUCAUCAUCACCAUCACAACAACACGCUGGUCAAAUCAAUCGAUGAUUAACCACCCGAUCUACUCUGCCUAGAUCUGCGCGGCAUUCCAUCUCCCCCUCUUCACUCCCUACCCAUCAAGUAUCUCAGGUUCAAUGUCGGCCGCUCCUAAACCCAACGCUGCCCCCGGCGGCGCCAUGGCAGGGCCCAACCUAGCCGCCGCAACCAGCAUCAUGCAAGGCGGCGUCAACAACCUCGCAACGCUGUCCCACAGCUAUCUCGACCGCUUCUUCCCGCCUCGGCAGCGCCAGCAGUGGAAAGCAAUGCUAUUGAAGUUCGCCUCCGACCGACCCUACCUCGCCAGUUUCCUGCUCAGCCAAACCGCCAUCAGCGGCCUUCCACUCCUCCUCUUCGUGCUGAUGACCGUGACGGUUUUCACGUUUUCCCUGCUGGCUGGUGUCCUUGUGGUCUUGCUGGGGGCGUUGUUGUUUGUGAUUGCCGCGGCGGGAUUUUCCUUGAUCAUUCUCGUGCCGACCCUGUUCUUCACUACCGGCGUGGGUCUGUUCGUCUGGCUUUGCGGGAUCGGACUCUACUUUGUCUUCAACUGGGCCAAUGACAAGGAUGCUUCAGGCGCUCGUGUUGGUCCAGCGGUUGCCCCGAUUAGACCUGGCGGACCUGGCAGUACUCAAGGCGUCAAUGGGACCUCCGCCAAUGGACCACCUCGACCGAGCGGUCCAAACAAUCCCCAGGGCAUCAAUGGCAAUCCGACCGGUGGACCGCUUCGACCGACCGGGCCCAACAACUCUCAAGGUGCCAACGGCAAUCCAGCUGGCUGGCUGCCCAGACCGAGCGGUCCUCCCAAUGCUCAAGGCGUGAACGGGAAUCCGGCCGGUGGAGCGCCCAGACCAAACGGCCCGACCAAUCCUCAGGGAGUCAAUGGAAAUCCACAGGGCGGUCCCAGACCGAACCCAAACAUGCCACACAAACCUCCGAGCAAUGGAUCACCGCCGCAGCCGCAGGCAAAUGGAGCGGCACCCAUAAACCAUACCAACAAUGGUAAUGGCAUCAACGGCGUCGUCAACAAUCCCAACACCACUCCUCCUCCCAAUAACGCCAAUAACACCCUCACCCCCGGCAACGCCAAUGGCAUGAGCAUGCCCAACUCUCCUCCGCAGAGAAAGCCCGUCGCCAGCAGACCGCAGUCAGUGAGCCCGGGGCCGAGAACACCGGCACCAGCGGAGGGGAUGCCGCAAGGAGCUCCUACGGCUAGUCCUUCUCCUCCUCCAGUUCCCCUGCCCAUCGCCGUGGCGAACGCAAUGGCCGAACCAGGCGGAGAGCAAUGAAGAGCCGUCGACGCGAAAGCUGGCAUGCAGCCUAGAUUUCUCACUUCUAGCACGGCAAUACAAGCAUUUCGGAAAGAUGCAGUAUGCAUUAUCUAAGUAUUCGGUCCGAUUGAUCGAUUGUCCCACCUACCGCCAUCCCUGCCUGACUCGAAGACACACCCACGUGGAAUACAUAUUCUCCACACGACGAACCGGUUUUCAUAAUCAGCCGAGACAGCGAAGGAGAGGACGAACCGCUCAAGCCGGGGAAAGGGGACCUCAUUCCCCCAAAGGCAAACCUACGUCUCAAAGCGACGAGACCCGUCUCCAAAGAAGCCUCUGGCGAUUACCCUCUUCUGUUUCCAGCGGAUGCUUCUCGCGCAAGCCACGACGAGAAUACGAUGAACAAGGGCUGCCGGGAAAGGGGGGCCAGAAGGGGGCUCUCCUCAUUCAUUUUGCUUCCCAUUUCACCCCGAGACGCGAUGACAUGUUCUCCGAGAACUCUACGAAUCAGCAGGUAUUGACUUUCCCUCGGCGUCGUCAGGGGUAGAUUCUAUCCUGGUAUGCGCUGGUCUGGGUUCUCCUGGGUUGUGUUGUGUUGCGUUGCCUUGCAAGCGAGGUGUUGGUGGAGUUUGGUAUAACGGUACAUGGUAUAUGGACCAGCAAUGCAAGCGAUUCGCUUUGAGGUCUUUACAGGGGUUUUGCAAGUGAGUCGGGAAGACAAGAGAGAGAAAGAAAGAAAGAAAGAAAGAUAGAUAGAUAGAUGGAAAGAGCUCUGUCCUCAACCUCAG